AUGACGACGAAUGCGGCAAUCAUCGAAUACUUCUGUGGAAGGUCCAGAAUGAUAUCUUUAUAUUGGCAAAACCUCCAACCACUCUACGCGGACUUUGACCCUUAUCUCCAAUCGGCUGCAAUCCGCUCGCUGGAGGUCGCGCCUCCCACAACUACUCUAUGGGAGUGUCCACGUCGUCGCCUGCUGCUUAGCCGCUUUGGCGUUUUCGACGCUGUUGGCAGGACAUGGAAGGACAAGCUGCGAUUCCAAAUGCGGUCAGCAUCAUCACAGAUGUGUAGACAUCUAUAUAUGUCGAAGCAAAGAAGUCUACAGACAAGAGCUGCAGUGCUGGGAGAAUCUGACGUCAAAGUUGUCGAAGUGUCACCAUAA
Messenger RNA from Histoplasma capsulatum G186AR, 369 nucleotides. RefSeq lists its product as uncharacterized. Bases 1 to 369 code for a protein of 122 amino acids. The transcript has 3 exons. Lineage: Eukaryota; Fungi; Ascomycota; Eurotiomycetes; Onygenales; Ajellomycetaceae. The record is from RefSeq and is a predicted model, not a curated record.